GCGCCGGACGACAUGCACAGCGCGCACAAGGGCGUGGUGCUAUUCAUCAUCGGGUCGGGGUGGUCGCACUUCCACUCCCCGCCUGAUCAGCACGAAAUGUUCACCGCUGCAUUCGCCCCCCUGGUGGUGGAGCUGGGGAUCCUGGGAGCGGUGCUGCAUCAGCAGCCAAUGCAGCCAAUGUCAUUCCAUGUGGGGCCGAACGGGCCGGGCAAGUCUGAUCAGCUGCUAGAAGACGAGCUCAUGGCGUUCUGCUUUGCCAUGGCGUUGGCGCAUCCGGAGCACCUAGAGUGGCAUCUCGCGGCACCCAUGGCCAAGUCCAUUGUGAGGGGAAUGGAUGCGCUGCACCUCGCCUCAAGGGAGAUCCUCCCCCACCUCCCGGUGGAAGGCUUUGUGCUCAUGGGAACUAGCAAGAGAGGGCUGAUGGCAUGGCUGACAGCCGCCAUGGAUAAGAGGGUGGUGGGCAUGGUGGUGUACGGCUAUGACCUGCUUGACUUUGGGCGCAACCUGCAACGCCUGCACGACUCGCUGGGCGCGUGGCCGGUCAUCCUCAAGUUCUACGCCACCUUCAACGAGGACACGGAUCCUUACUACUUGAGGGAGCGCCUGACCAUGCCCAAGCUGCUCGUCACUGCUGCUAAUGAUGAAGUGCUGGCAUUGGAUGACACGUACAUCUGGUGGAGCGACAUGCCAGAGCCAAAGCUGCUCAAGAUAAUGCCCAACUCGGAGCACAUGCUCAUCCACGUCAACCAAUGGGCUGGCCAAGCCACCCUCUCCUUCCUCACCUCUCUCCUCCACGUCAACUCCUCCUGCGCCUCUCUCCCCGCCUCCUCCCGCCCCGCCCUCACCUGGACCCGCCCCCACAGCGCGCGCAGCUACUCCCCCGCGCGCGCCAAGCGCUCUGACAGAGUAGAGGGCACGGGCUUGUUUGCCUGGGAGGAACGGAAAGCGGAAGAGGCUCGGGCAGGAGGAGGGGGGAUGGAAGGGAUGGACGGAGGCACGCUUACCAAUCAGGAGCAGCCGGCACAUCCCUGGGCCUGUGUUCCCGAGCUGCCAGCUGUGGACUGGCCUAAGCUGAGUUGGCGGUUUGAUUGGCCCACGUUCACCAUUCUUGCCACGUCAGAUAGGAAGCCGUUGGCGGUUAGAGCGUGGACUGGCCGCACUGCCAGCGCCCGGCGAGACUUCCACUUCGUGGUACAGCGAGGCUCCAGUGGGUGCACGGCGCCAAUACCAAUAAUACCGAGCACAUAUGAGCGCAAGUUCGAGCUGUGUGUGCAGGCCAUCCCUUUCUUUCUGCACACCGUAUCGCCGCCCAAGCACCACCCCGAGGAUGGCUUGUGGCACUUCAGUGCUACCGUCAGCGACGUUCCCAAG
Messenger RNA from Closterium sp. Naga37s-1, 1371 nucleotides. The record is from the annotation of a GenBank genome assembly. NCBI's taxonomy places the organism in Eukaryota, Viridiplantae, Streptophyta, Zygnematophyceae, Desmidiales, Closteriaceae.